Messenger RNA from Lontra canadensis (Northern American river otter), 3454 nucleotides. RefSeq names its product collagen type VIII alpha 1 chain (gene COL8A1). Gene Ontology annotation, molecular function: protein binding. Lineage: Eukaryota; Metazoa; Chordata; Mammalia; Carnivora; Mustelidae. Bases 338 to 2707 code for a protein of 789 amino acids. The record is from RefSeq and is a predicted model, not a curated record. The transcript is spliced from 4 exons.
AAAAAAAGUCACACAAAAGCAAAAAAUAAUCCAAUUCUCCUUUCCUUCCAGACCUUGCGUGUUUGUCUCUCUCGGUCCCCUAUUCAUUUUCUCCCCAACCCAUUUUCCGUCUUUGGUCUACAUCGCUUUCUCUGUUGCUCUUCGUUCCCCCUUUUUUCUUUCUCUUUCUCCCUCCCUCUCCCGUUUCCAUUCCUUCCACCGCUUCUACAGCCCCCUCCCGUCGCGUCUCUCCUCCCUCUUUCGGGCUCCUGCUCUGCCCUCUCCGCCCCUCCCCAGAGAAGAGUGUCCAGCUCCUCCCGGGGCUACCCGCCCGCCGCUCCUUUCCUGCCCACCUACUAUGAGGAGCAGCUCCUCCCACCUGCCCAUAAAAGCCAAGUGCAUGUUACCAGCCGCGGAUCAGAGCACUUUCCUGGUCCUCUCCUGUGGGAGCCCCCUGAGCCUUUCUCCUGGAUCUUACGUGCUCAAGGUGAUGGCUGUACCACCUGGCCCUCUGCAGCUGCUGGGAGUGCUGCUUACCAUUUCCCUGGGCUCCAUCAGGCUCAUUCAGGCUGGCGCUUACUAUGGGAUCAAGCCGCUGCCACCACAAAUUCCUCCUCAGAUCCCACCACAAAUUCCACAAUACCAGCCUCUGGGCCAGCAAGUACCUCACAUGCCUUUGGGCAAAGAUGGCCUUAACAUGGGCAAGGAGCUGCCCCACAUGCAGUAUGGCAAAGAGUAUCCACAUCUACCCCAAUAUAUGAAGGAAAUUCAACCAGUGCCAAGAAUGGGCAAGGAAGCAGCACCUAAGAAAGGCAAAGUAGAAAUACCAUUAGCCAGCUUACGAGGGGAGCAAGGUCCCCGUGGAGAGCCUGGCCCAAGAGGACCACCUGGGCCCCCCGGCUUACCAGGUCAUGGGAUACCUGGAACCAAAGGAAAACCAGGGCCACAGGGAUAUCCUGGAAUUGGAAAACCAGGUAUGCCUGGAAUGCCAGGAAAGCCAGGAGCCAUGGGAAUGCCUGGAGCAAAAGGUGAAAUUGGACCCAAAGGGGAGAUCGGGCCUAUGGGGAUCCCAGGGCCGCAAGGACCUCCAGGGCCUCAUGGACUCCCUGGCAUUGGAAAACCAGGUGGUCCAGGGUUACCAGGGCAACCAGGUGCAAAGGGAGAGCGAGGACCAAAAGGACCACCAGGACCUCCAGGCCUUCAGGGUCCUAAAGGGGAGAAGGGCUUUGGGAUGCCAGGUUUGCCAGGCCUAAAGGGUCCUCCAGGGAUGCAUGGCCCUCCUGGCCCUGUUGGACUUCCAGGAGUGGGCAAACCCGGAGUGACAGGCUUCCCUGGGCCCCAAGGCCCCCUGGGAAAGCCAGGUCCUCCAGGGGAGCCUGGGCCCCAGGGCCCUGUUGGGGUCCCAGGAGUUCAAGGACCUCCUGGGAUACCUGGAGUUGGGAAACCAGGCCAGGACGGGAUUCCUGGCCAGCCAGGAUUUCCAGGUGGCAAAGGGGAGCAAGGACUGCCAGGGCUGCCAGGACCCCCAGGCCUUCCAGGAAUUGGGAAACCAGGCUUCCCAGGACCCAAAGGUGACAAGGGCAUAGGGGGUCUUCCUGGCGCUCUAGGACCAAGAGGGGAGAAAGGACCAGUAGGUGCCCCUGGAAUAGGGGGUCCCCCAGGAGAGCCAGGCCUGCCUGGAAUCCCAGGUCCUAUGGGUCCUCCAGGUGCUAUUGGUUUUCCCGGACCCAAAGGAGAAGGUGGGGUUGUAGGGCCACAGGGGCCACCAGGUCCCAAGGGUGAGCCAGGGCUUCAGGGCUUCCCAGGAAAGCCAGGUUUCCUUGGUGAAGUAGGGCCCCCUGGCAUGAGGGGUUUGCCAGGUCCCAUAGGGCCCAAGGGGGAAGCUGGUCAUAAAGGUUUACCAGGGCUCCCUGGUGCUCCAGGGCUUCUGGGACCAAAGGGAGAACCAGGAAUCCCAGGGGACCAGGGUUUACAGGGCCCUCCAGGCAUCCCAGGGAUCGCAGGCCCAAGUGGGCCCAUUGGACCACCUGGAAUGCCAGGCCCCAAAGGAGAACCCGGCAUCCCAGGGCCCCCUGGGUUCCCUGGAGUAGGGAAGCCUGGAGUAGCAGGACUUCAUGGGCCCCCGGGGAAGCCUGGUGCCCUUGGUCCUCAAGGCCAGCCGGGACUUCCAGGGCCCCCAGGCCCUCCAGGGCCCCCAGGGCCGCCAGCUGUGAUGCCCCCUACACCACCACCACAUGGAGAGUAUCUGCCCGAUAUGGGGCUGGGAAUUGAUGGAGUGAAACCCCCCCAUGCCUAUGGGGCUAAGAAAGGCAAGAAUGGAGGGCCUGCCUACGAGAUGCCUGCCUUUACAGCUGAGCUGACUGUGCCUUUCCCACCUGUGGGGGCCCCAGUGAAGUUUGACAAACUGCUCUAUAAUGGCAGACAGAACUACAACCCCCAGACGGGCAUCUUCACCUGCGAGGUUCCCGGGGUCUACUACUUCGCCUACCACAUUCACUGCAAGGGGGGCAACGUGUGGGUUGCUCUGUUCAAGAACAACGAGCCCAUGAUGUACACAUAUGAUGAGUACAAAAAGGGCUUUCUGGACCAGGCGUCUGGGAGUGCGGUGCUACUGCUCAGGCCGGGAGACCGAGUGUUCCUCCAAAUGCCCUCAGAACAGGCUGCAGGACUGUAUGCUGGGCAGUAUGUCCAUUCCUCCUUUUCAGGAUAUUUAUUGUAUCCCAUGUAAAAGAAAGAAAAAGAAAGAAAGAAAGAAAGAAAGAAAAGAAAGAGAUUUAAAGAAGAAAAUGGCACACCGAAAAAAUCCAAAUGAAAAACAUAAUUGCUUCAAAACAUUUAUAUAGUUGGAAAGUUAUAUUUAAGUGAAAAUCUAAACCAUCAUGUACAAAUAAAAACUAAGAUGCAUGUUGAAUGCUCUGCAUAGCAGCCUGUAAUUAAAAAUGAUGGGAUAGAUUUAUGUAUCAAGUACUGACACUUGUGUUGUACCCACUGGAAUCAUAUUAGCUGUUGUAUUGUUAUAUGCUUCCAUGAUAACCUGCUUAUUCAGAUCAGUCAAUAUAUUUCAGUAUGGAAGAUUAUAGCUAAUGAAAGUCACUUGCUCAUAUUGUUUAAAGAUUUCUAAUAUGGCUUAAGGAAAUGUCCAUGAUAACAAUUACCGUAUUUAUUUGCAUAAUUUCCUCUGUCUUUGGGCAGAUGUUUUGCCAGGAAGGUGGGGAAGGAGUCCUGUUGUGUGAUAGCCCCAGUGGGAGGGAGUCAGGGGAGCAGAAGAUUUUUAGCCCAAGGGCUAUUUCCCUCCUGUCAGAAGCUGUGUCUUUUAUGGACACAAGUCCUCCUCAGAAUUGUGUAUCUCUUGUCUCUAAAAGAACAAGUGAGCCAGUCGCCUGCUGUGUAAUUUACUCAGUAAAUUCUGUGUGCAUCGCACUGGAUGAGACGUGUGAGGGACAUAAGACAGUGCCCCAAAAGGAGCUAAAAAAAA